Xiphophorus couchianus (Monterrey platyfish) is the source of this 1683-nucleotide messenger RNA. Its product is annotated as RING finger protein 212B. Gene Ontology annotation, molecular function: SUMO transferase activity. The transcript has 14 exons. Gene Ontology annotation, biological process: homologous chromosome pairing at meiosis; reciprocal meiotic recombination; protein sumoylation. Gene Ontology annotation, cellular component: synaptonemal complex. The record is from RefSeq and is a predicted model, not a curated record. Lineage: Eukaryota; Metazoa; Chordata; Actinopteri; Cyprinodontiformes; Poeciliidae. The coding region runs from base 448 to 1230 and encodes 260 amino acids.
GUAAAUUAGGAAUUUGGUACCUUAGGUCUCCCGCAGGUCCAAACUCAAAUUGUGGCACUUCCGGCGGCAGAUUUUUAUACGCCACAAAAGCCGUGGCAUUUGCCACAGAAUCAGUCGGAUGACGCAAAAGAUGCAACUUAUUUGUUCUAAAUUAACUUAUUCAAUCUGCCACAGAAAAGAGAAACUGCCUUUACUAAACUGUAGCAGCUGACGGCACCGGAAGUUCCCCGAUUUGAGCUCGCUCCCUCUACGUCACUGGACUGGAUUCUUAAAAUUAAAUAUCGGGAAGCUUAAUGUACGGACGCAGGUUUUUCCUGGACAAAAGUUUAAUGUAGGAUAGCCAGGGCCGGAUGUAGGAGACCGUGGACCGCUGGGUUGCAGCCAGAUUUGGUACCCAUCCCACAGAAGCUCCGUUUUUGUAAUCCCGGAGACGGUAGAAGUCCAAAGAUGGACUGGUUCCACUGCAACCAGUGCUUCAAGAAAAGCGGGUCGAAGUUCGCUGUGUCGAGCUGUGGCCACAUCUCCUGCGAAGCUUGCGUUAAAUCAAAGCAGUGCAGUACAUGUGGGGUGGCCUGCAGUUAUCUGCCCAUCACCGAUCAGAUGAAGCCACAGGAAAAGGUGUUUUUCAUGGACCCUGGAAAGCUCAUCCAGGCGAGGAUGGAAAACAUAGCGCAGAUUGCCAUUUUCCAGCAGAAGCAGAAGGAGAGAGUCACGGUUCACUUUAAGAACAAAUCCAGUGAACUGGAGAGGCGUCUGGAAGAGGUUUCUGAGCAGGGUUACAGACAACUGUCAGAGCUGAGAAGAGAGAACGGUGAGCUGAAGAAGCAGCUGUCAGAGCUGAGAAGAGAGAACGGAGAGAUGAAGAAGCAGCUGUUGGAGCUGCAAAGAGAAACUGCCGAACUGAAAAAGCCACUCUCUCAAAGGAGGGUUUCUCCCGGACAAUUCCAAACUACUGGCGCUCAGAGGGUUUCGCUCCCAGUUGGCGUUACCUCACCAGUUACUCCUCGAUCAAGAGCAGCGAGUCAUGUCGGCUCCGGAGAGUCUCAGAGGUGGACCAGGGAUAGAGGCAUUUCUCUCACUACUCCUGGAUCCAUUGCUUCCAUCUCCAGCCACAGCUCUCUUCACGAAUUCAGAACGUCACCAUCUUUUGGCACUCCUACAAGAACCCAGACUCCUGGUUUCCAGUUCCCAUUUAUGAAUGGAAUCUCACUUCACUCACCCAGACAGUGAAUAACUCACUGCUCUUGCUGGGAAUGCCUUUGAUGUGCAUGACACCCACUAGUUGAUUUAUUUACGUGAGCCUGAACAACAUUAGCAUUUUACAACCUUAAGUCUUUGUAAAGGAAGGGGUAUUCCCCAAUGUUGAAACACCUUGCCGUAUUGUUCACCUGGAUUAAAACCUCUAUGUAAACUUUGGCUUGAUUUUUAAGUCUACUUUCCUUGAAAUGCGCGUUAUAACUAAUUAUUAGUAAAAGUCGUUUUUAUAGGACAAUUUCAGAACAAAAUUUACACAGCAGGAAGUCGUCACAGGUGUCUGUAUUCAUAACACACACAAACAAAUCUUUGUACACUUGAUUAUAAUGGCAAAAACACUUAGCUAUUUUCCAGUGACACAAUUGUGCAAAUGAGAUUUUCUCUUUUUAAAACAGGAAAAAAAAUACAAUAACAUAAACUUGAAGACUU